Molecule: messenger RNA, 2785 nt
Organism: Musa acuminata subsp. malaccensis (wild Malaysian banana)
Lineage: Eukaryota; Viridiplantae; Streptophyta; Magnoliopsida; Zingiberales; Musaceae
Source: RefSeq, a predicted model, not a curated record
GGUAGAGAGAGAGGUAGAGAGAUAAAUAGAGGUUUUAAGAGGCCCGAGGCCGAGAGUACAAGAGAUAUAGUAAUUAUAUUGGAGAGCAGCAGUAAAACCAGAGGAAAGCAUCCAUCCCUCUCCUUUCCUUUGCGCCUCUUCGCCGCCCCUAACUGGCUCACGUGAAGCCACUCCCGUGCUCAGAGAUCGACGGAUUCGCUCGCUUCAGCCACUCGCCAAGACUCAUGCCCUCCUUCUCGAAAUCGAAGUCGAGAGACCCGAGCUUUCCUUUUCCAGCGGGAGCAAUGUCACUCGCACCUGACUUCCUCCUCCUCUUCCUCGUUCCCGUGGUGGCAGCAGCCUUCGGACGACCGCAUUGAACCACCAUUUGCACUCCCCAGCCCCUUCUGCUAUGCUCUUAUGCUACUUUCUCUCUCGAUGGAAUCGCAGCCCGUUUCUCCAAGGUGCGAUUUUUAUCUCUCCUUCCUCCUCCUCUGUUUGUCGUUCUCUUUCCUUCGCGCUUCCGCCGCCGGCGACUUUGAUGCGCUUCUGGCCUUAAAGUCCUCAAUAGAUCCUCACGGCUCCCUGCCGUGGCGGCGAGAGUCCGCCUCUGGGCCCUGCGGCGGGUGGAAGGGGGUGAAGGAGUGCUCCCCUGAUGGCAGAGUAACCAAGCUGGUGCUCGAAUUCCUCAACCUCACCGGGUCAUUGAACCGGGAAUUCCUCGCUCCUCUCGACCAGCUUCGCGUCCUCAGCUUCAAGUCCAACUCGCUCUCCGGCAACAUUCCCGACCUAUCCCCGCUUGUCAACCUCAAAUCCCUCUUCCUCAACGACAACCAGUUCUCCGGCCGGAUCCCCGAAACCGUCGCCGCGCUCCACCGCCUAAAAGUGAUCGUACUUUCCGACAACCUUCUCUCCGGCCCCAUCCCGACGUCCCUCGCCGGACUCCCACGGCUUUACGCGCUCCUGCUACAAGACAACCGCCUAACGGGGAAGAUCCCGGCCUUCAACCAACCCAGUCUCAGCUACCUCAACUUCUCGGGCAACAACCUCUCGGGUGAGAUCCCGGCCACCCGCGCCCUCGUCCGCUUUAACCUUUCCUCCUUCCUCGGCAAUUCCCACCUCUGCGGAGCUCAAAUUGGAGCCCCCUGCACCCAGAAGUUGAUCUUUCCGCCGCCGUCCCUCAGCCCAGAGUCGUCCUUUGGCCACGUAAAUGCCUUUCCUCCCUUUCUCCCUCCCACCCACAAUAAAAGCAGCAGGCGAAGGAUCAUAGGUAUCGUCGCCGGCUCGGUCGCCGGGGCGGUGUUCCUAUCGAUAUGCUUGGCUCUCGCGUUGCUAUUGGCAUGCAAGAGGAAGCUUAGAAGAGUGGUCGAGAGCCGAUCGAUCGGAGUCGGAUUGGGUGGCCGCAGCAAGCCCGCGGAGGAAGACGGUGGCAGAAGAGGAGAAGGCGGCGGAGACGGAGGAGGAGGAGCAGGAGGCGAAGGAGCGAAAGGCGGGUUCUCAUGGGAGGCGGAGGGGAUCGGGAAGCUGGUGUUCUGCGGCGGCGUGGGUGAGAUGUACAGCCUGGAGGAGCUGCUGCGUGCGUCUGCGGAGACGCUGGGGCGUGGGACGGUGGGGAGCACGUACAAGGCGGUGAUGGAGUCCGGGUUCAUCGUGACGGUGAAGCGGCUCAAAGAGGCGUCCCGCCCGCCCGCGGACGAAUUCCGUCGCCGGAUAGAGGACCUCGGCCGGCUACGUCACCCCAAUCUGGUGCCCCUCCGCGCCUACUUCCACGCCAAGGAGGAGCGCCUCCUCGUCUACGACUACUUCCCCAAUGGCAGCCUCUUCUCCCUCAUCCACGGGUCGCGUCCAUCCGGGAGCGGGAAGCCGCUGCACUGGACGUCGUGCUUGAAGAUAGCGGAGGACGUGGCCACCGGCCUCCUGUACCUCCACCAGAGCAACCCGCCGGCCGUGCACGCCAACCUCAAGCCCUCCAACGUCCUGCUUGGCCCAGACUUCGAGUCCUGCCUCGCCGACUAUGCUCUAAUCCCGUCCCUCCUCCUCCUUCCCCCGGCCUCACCCCACGACCUCGCCGCCCCCUCCUCCUCCGCCGCAUCCUCCUCCCUCUUCUACCGCGCGCCCGAGUCCCGCCUUCCCAAGCCCUCCUUCACCCCCCUCUGCGACGUCUACAGCUUCGGCGUCCUCCUCCUGGAGCUCCUCACCGGGAAGACCCCGUUCCAGGACCUGGUGGAGGAGCACGGCGCCGACAUCCCCCGGUGGGUCCGCUCCGUGCGGGAGGAGGAGCGGAACGACUCCGGCGAGGACCCCGGGUCGUCCGGGAACGAGGCAUCCGAGGAGAAGCUGACGGCGCUGCUGAACAUCGCUGUGGCGUGCGUAGCGGUAGAGCCGGAAAAGCGGCCGCCGAUGCGGGAGGUGCUGCGGAUGAUCAGGGAGGCGCGGGCGGAGGUGAUGGUCUCGUCCAACAGCAGCGACCACUCGCCGGGGAGGUGGUCGGACACGGUGCAGAGCUUGCCGAGGGAGCAUGGAUCGGAGGGCUUCGCGGAGAGGGAUUAAUGACGACGAAGGGAAUAAUUUGUGUGGGUGCGCGAGCGAUUUCCUCGUGGAUGGAAGUUGUAGAGCGCUGUAGCGCGAGUGUACCAAAGAAUGUGACUAUUGUUUUCCCCCGAGACUUGAAAGAAACUACUGGUUUUUGUUCUGGUCUUCUGUUCCACUAGUUUUCCGAUCUUUUUGUAUCUUUCAUUUCAAGUUCACGAUGUAUUGUUUUCUUUAAACUUUGAAGGGAUAAAAAUAAUGUUUCGUGUUUUAUCUA